ACGUCACUUCUUUAUCAGUGAACGUCUCGUCGCGUGUGACAAAGCAACGAGGACCAGAAUGUAACAGUCUAACACUAACGAUACUCUUGUCACGACAUCAAACUUUGAUAAACGAGCCGUAAAAUGUGAGUGUUUUCGUUUUUUAUUCUUAAAUAUCGAGAGGUUGUUAGAUCUUUGACGCCAUGUCAUGAAUUACAACGGGUCCUCCUGGAACUAAAAUGUCUAGUAAGUAGAUUUUCCGUUAGUUCACGUGGAAGGUACUUAACGAACGCAGAAUUCCGCGCCCUGGUUUGCCAAUGGAAUCUAUUAUUAACUAUACAAUCUCGCAUGUCCGUCAUCAACCCGUCUUCCUAACCAACGAGUCUACGAUCCCCAAGAAGCAGGAAAGUUCCCGUAUGUCCAACUGGUGGAGAGACCAUUUGCAAGUGGUCCCCGAAUGGUCGCAGGUAUCUGAACACUUUCAGUGGUCAUGGCAACUCCACGUCUACGGUUUAGCCUGUCUGUUUCUAGUGCUGACUUGUGUAGCGUUCUUUGCUAUUCUCAGUCUACGAGCCCAGCUCUUAGCGAGACCCAACCUCUCCACUCUUAACGUCUUUCUCUGCCUCCUUGGAGCUUCGAGGGCUUUAGGGCUCUUUAUCGAUCCUUACGGUUCAAAAGAGAUAAUGCCUGAGGUGAUCACUUAUAUUCUGUGGGACUUGGCCUUCCCCUCUUUACUCUCGGCCUUCUCUUUAUUGCACCUAGCGUUUCAACAGGUCACCCAGGUGAAGCUAGUGCCCUCUAGGUUGGGUAACGAGAUGUGUGUUUCGGUGGUAAUAACUUCACAUUUUUGUCUUGUCAUCUCUUCGGAUAUUCUAUGGACAUUACAAAAUUCGCUUAGGAUGGUGUGGUUAGUAACACAAGCACUGUUUACUGCCUGGGGAGUGUACCUUUGCACAGUCUUCUUUUGCAAGUGUUUGAUCUUAUUACGUUCACUCGCUAAACUACCCACUGUCUUCUUGUCACGAGCGGACUCCACGAGCUAUGACAACAAAGGUGUUAUUUCGCUCGGCAAGUUGACCAAACAAGGCGAUUCUUCGUCAAACGGAGGAUUGACCACCAGUUGUCCGAAGUCUACUCGUUUUACCCCGAAAAUUCGCAUCACAGAUGAAAACGAACAGACCUUUAGUUACGUGAGCGAUACGUCCCAACACAACAGCACAGAUGUUCCCGUUAGUGAUGCGCCAGCUGACAAACAUCCGGCCCCCUGCUGUAACAUACGUAUGAUGUUCAAACAUACGGAUGGGUGUGACUCCCCUCGAGUUUGCCCUUCGAGCCCCAAAUUGAGAAAGAGCUCUCCAAACCACCUACUCGGCAGUCCGAUCACAUCACGUGAUACGAUAAUUCAAUGUCAGCCAUUAAUGGAUUGUCAAAUAAAGGAAUUCAAAAAAAGUCAUCGCAAACAAUCAGACUUGGAGGAAUUAGGGCCCAUUUUACCCAAGACGCAACAAAUGGCCCCGUCAUCGCCAACUUCAUCAACUAAAGGGAAUGACGCCUGUUACAUUUCAACCCGAUGCAGUGACGACUUCCAAUUCGAUGCCCACAAGUUGAAACCCAACAAAAGAAGCAACAUAGAAAAACUGUUGAGGAAGAUGGUUCUGGCUGCAGUUUUAGGUUUAGUCGUAUGUGUUCUUCAAGUUUACCAGUUGGUUGGACCUCAUGGCCUCUCCUCGAAACAUCGAAAUGCUGCCAUCGUUCCAUGGUUUUGUUAUCAAACUGUAUACAGGAUUAUAGAAUUUUUGAUGGGCUGCAUCUUGGCCACGAUUACUAAACAGUCACUUCACCCUCACUGUUGCCAUCUGUACUCGCACACAGACUGCAAGUGGAGUAACUCUGUCUUCUCGUAACUUGUCUUAGCUUGAAGCCAGAUAACUUUGGUGAUAACAGUCUCUCCAGACACGGUAUGUGAUUACCACGUUGAAAGAAAGCCUUUGGAGCGACUGAUUAUUUUCUUUCUUAUUUUCCCUCGCACCUUUCAGUUUAUCCUAUUACUGCAGUAUAAAGGUGGCGGAAUUGUUAACCAUCUAGACAGAGUUUGUCUGUUUUACCAGUGACAAGUGAUAGCUUUACUAAACAUUCUCCCUGUUCAGACUACCAUGUUGACAACUGUCAAUAUUGUUAACGGCAUCUCUUUACAGCUGUUUUGAUCUCAUCUUUCCAACCACCAGCACUGUACCCUCGACAGAUCAAAACCCCAUGCAUCUUUCUCCAUACGACCAUAACACGAAAUCCAACGAGUCCGAAAUAAUCUGUUUUUACAUAUUCUGGAUAAGAAGGUUUAAAAUCAAAUAUGAUGGAAGUAUUUAUUUUAUCUUCUUAAUUACAUGUGUUGCUUUCCAGAAUCGGUGGCAUCUACUUAAUAUUUGUGCGACACAGAACAGAUUCAGAGAUUAACAUAG
Limulus polyphemus (Atlantic horseshoe crab) is the source of this 2435-nucleotide messenger RNA. RefSeq lists its product as uncharacterized. The record is from RefSeq and is a predicted model, not a curated record. The transcript has 8 exons. The coding region runs from base 297 to 1883 and encodes 528 amino acids. Lineage: Eukaryota; Metazoa; Arthropoda; Merostomata; Xiphosura; Limulidae.